Xylaria bambusicola is the source of this 1582-nucleotide messenger RNA. RefSeq lists its product as uncharacterized. The coding region runs from base 295 to 1029 and encodes 244 amino acids. The transcript is spliced from 2 exons. The record is from RefSeq and is a predicted model, not a curated record. NCBI's taxonomy places the organism in Eukaryota, Fungi, Ascomycota, Sordariomycetes, Xylariales, Xylariaceae.
AGCCAGGUUUCCUCUGCAUAACUUUAGGUCACGCACUCAGUGAAGUUAAUGCCAAACUUUGCUGCCUACACGGUGACCUUGUUAUUAAUUCGAGGUGAAGUAAAGCAUUGUCAAACCUAGACUGAAACCUUGACGAUUUUCGUCGUUCUUGAGAUGUAGGUAAGUAUAAGGGUUUAUCUACGGGCUUGUCCUCCCGCUCUCCCGCGCACGUGUUGUCUUCUUUCCCUUAUCACUGUAAUCGAACUCCCUCUUUGCGCUGUCUCAUUCAUCAAGACAGCUCCAGCGCCUGUCAUCAUGGACCCCUAUUACUAUGGGACCAACAUGGAGCAUUUUGAAGUUGUCAAUUAUGAAUACUUUGGUUGCACCCACUCUUACUUCGACGGACAGCCACAAAUUCCGCGACACGACGCCGCCCAAACUACCGAGCGCCAUCAUCUGCUUAGGAACAACCGCCAUUAUGUUGAAAGAAAGGAGGCAGAAGAGUCGGCUAGCGACUGCAACAGCGCCCGGAAUGCUUUCGAGAAGCCGAGAGCCCCGACCUGGCUAUGGGAACCCCAUCCUCUUUCGCUAAAGCACUCGGAUGUCUAUUAUAGCGACGGGAAUAGAUGGAACUGGUACUACAAAGACGAGCAUCGCGAUGUGCAGUACACUCGGGACAUCGCAGCUACGCAGUUCGUCUACGACGAAUCUACUAUUGACAUUUCGAGCCCAUGGAUCGAUGCGUCCCAGGGAGAAGGCCUGUUCAGCCAACUGGAGCGACUACACAAGGAAGACACAUGCUCUGAAACUCCGCUAUCUAGAAUGAGCCCAUCUUCAGCACGUCAUUUAAAACCGCCAACGAAGAGCAAACGGGGUAAAUCUGCUUGGUUUUCAAAGGCUAAGAAUCUCUGGAAUAACGUCAUGGACCUUUACGCGCACUAUCUUACUUUGCACCAAUACAAGUAUGAAUCGAUGCCUCCCCCCGGCCCUAAUCCGCAGAGAGAGAACAAAUAUCGCGGUCGGAGAUACAAUUCAUACAAAGAUUCAUGAAAAAGAAAUUGGGGCACAAGUUCACGAUCAACAAUGGAAGAAUUUGUGAUGGGAAUCCAGUGAUUCCAUGCAACAUGAAGCAAGCCCAUGACGAAUUUGAUCGUAACAAUACCUUAUUAAUGUUUAAUUAUAUUAAUCUCUAUUCCUUCUCGACAUUAGAGCAUUUUUCAACAUUUCUUCGAUGUUGCAUUCCAGCCCUGUGGUGUCGUCGGGGUUUGACAGAGAAUGUGCUGGUUGUGGGAAUACAACAGAGGCCGAAUGAUCUCAAUCGUUGAUCAUUCCCUUAAUGAUUUUGAAAGGCGAAAAGAAUCGAGUGGGUCGGUCGUUUGGUAUAUGUCCUAUCGUUGCCUACGCUCAUUUCUGUUGCUUUGGUUUGCUAGUAACGAUAGUAAAGUGGCUAUUGGGAUAAUAUUCUCUGUUUCGGCAUGUAUUAAGUUAUCUCAAAAUGUAUUAGUAGCUGCAGUUGACAAUUGGGUCCGUAUACAACUCAUUAAUAUUACUAGUAAUGUAUAAUAUACAAUAGCCCUGUUUUAUUCUACAAGUACAAUGGGCG